Messenger RNA from Bicyclus anynana (squinting bush brown), 2647 nucleotides. Its product is annotated as IQ and ubiquitin-like domain-containing protein. Gene Ontology annotation, cellular component: acrosomal vesicle; motile cilium. Gene Ontology annotation, molecular function: protein binding. The transcript has 5 exons. NCBI's taxonomy places the organism in Eukaryota, Metazoa, Arthropoda, Insecta, Lepidoptera, Nymphalidae. The record is from RefSeq and is a predicted model, not a curated record. Gene Ontology annotation, biological process: cilium assembly. The coding region runs from base 1 to 2502 and encodes 833 amino acids.
AUGGAUUCAGAAAAUACCAUAGGUAUCUCUCCAAACCUUGAGUGCAUAACGGGUGCAGUUGCGUGCCAAUGUGAACUAGGUCGUGAGAAAUUGCUGACGGCUCCGCCCUAUAACCGCUCGACAGUGGAUGAGGAUGCCAGCUCUCGGCUCCAAACAGCGCCGUGUGCUAGAGAUCUCGAACAGUACAAAUGCCCAGUCAGCCAUAUCCUCGUUAAUUUCAAAUCACCUUUAUCCCCUAACGAUGUGUUCAACAAAGUCUUCCCGUCUAAUACCCCAAUUAAGCAAGUUAAACGGAAACUAGCCAAAUUGCUUUCAGUUUCCAAUAAUAACCUUGUAUUGGCAAAAAACAGAAACGUGUUGAAAGAAACGAGCCUCGUUUCGGAACUGAAAACCGAUGCUCUCGGAAAUCUUUCGAUCGACGUAUUUACAAAAAAUUCUGAACAGUUUUCUCUGUCAUCUAUUCCCAAGGAAUCUUAUGUUCAUGAACUAAUACACACAAUGAUGCCAAAAAAGAAAACUAUGCCAUUUAUUGCGAUCAAAUUUAGAAUAAGAAAUCAGAAUCGAGUUUUCACUCGUUCAUACCAUUCCAUUUUAAAAGUACAUGAAGUUAAGAAGAAUUUAGCGGGUGUGUUCUCGAUUGACCCCGAAAACUUAGUACUCUUGAGACAAGAACGUCCUUUAAACGACCGUAUGGCGUUAUUAGAUCUUGAUUACGAUAAGUAUGGGAUCGUUGAGGUGGAACUUCUGACUAAAAAUAAUGAUAACCUUAAUUUGGAGAGACUAUAUAAGGAAAUGCCAUUUAGUGAUGUGAUGACAGUGGCGGUCCCUUUAGGGAGUACUAUUAAAUAUAUUAACGUUGAAAUAUUUUCAAAACCCAUGAAGAAACCUUUUCUUGGUGGUUAUAGAAAUGUAUACACAGGUGUAAUUUACCACCAUGCUUACACACAAACACCGCAGAAGCCUGAAAAGGUUUUACCAGAAAAUAAAACCUGUCGAGAUACUCAAACAGCUGAAACGCGAGAAAAAAUUUACGACACUAAUUAUAGCAGAGCCACGCAAAUGAAUUGUGUUCACGCCUAUAUUCCAAACGUAUCAGACAGAAUUAUUGUACCGCAACCAUAUGAAACAUACGAACAAAUGAUAGCAAGGCUGAAUCAUAACCAUUAUGCGUCUAUAAUACAGAGGGCCUUCAGACAUCAUCAGUUUAGACAGAAAGUCAAAAAAUGGCUAAAUGAGUGCAUGGAAAGAAUUAAAAGAAUGGAAGAAGAGAAAAGAUUGGAACGCGAAGCAAUGGAGAGAAGAUUACGAAAGGAUCUAGUCACUAAAACAUUCCCAAAAACUCGCGAAGAUUUUGACCAACUAUACGCAAUGGUAGAUCGCUGGAAACAUGCAGAAAUAGCAAGAAUAUCACAACUGCACUCAAAAGGUCCUAAGAUUGCAGAGUUUACUCUUUUAUUAGACAAAGAAGUUGAACUUCUACGUUGCAUAGAAUCUUACAGAGUGAAAGUACGAGAAGACAGUCGCAAGACAAAAGAAAAGAAAUUUCUUGAAGAGAUAUCUAAACCUGUUGCAUGGUAUGGGCGUGAUGGCAAAUUGAUAACAAUGGAUACCGUCGAAAUUCAAAAGGCAAGAAAACUUAAGGAGUUGUAUAAUUCAUUCAUUAGAAACGAUGUGGACGUUAAAGAAAGAAUAGAGCUUUUAGUUAACAUGAAAUUUGCUGUACAAGAAUUUCGACACCCUUUAGCUGAAGAAAUUAUAACGCUGCUAGACAGAGAAUGUGAUCUUCUUGUUCGAAGAUGUAACGAUUACCAACUUGAAUUUUUAAGGCUACGAAUAGCUGCCAGUGUCUUUCAGCUAAUUAAAACAUCAGGUUUAAACUCUGACGUAACGAAGUGCAAAGAUAUUAGAGAUUAUCGAAAAAUGGAGAACUGCAGACUAUAUUUCUGUGAAAUGUGUCAUCAAGUGAAACUUAAUACAGAAUUUCCACUAAACGCUAAAAUGAGCGGAUUCCUAGUGUGCACAUCCUGCUCCUGGAAAGAUGUAUCGGAACGUUUAUGGAUCGACAUGACACCAUAUAAGUUUAUUCUAAGGGCCGUUCAACGUGACGAACGAAGAAGAAAAUGUUGGGGAUCCUUGGCUUUUGUACUUCAAGAGAAAGAUAUAUUUUUUAUCGCAGAAAAGUUAUGGCAUUCUCAUUCAGCUAUUAGCGAAUGUAGUGAUAUGACUGAACUGAGAUUGUGUAGAUGGCACGUAAAUGAAGAUUGGUCCCCAUGGAACUGUUUCUUAGUAACAGUUCAAGAAAUGAAAGCACACUUGAAGUUAGAACACCCUGAAAGUGUUUACGACGAGGAACUUGUCCAGAAAGUACAAAAUAAACAUAAGCUGGCCAAAGCUAAUUUCGAACAACUUGUAACUGUUAACAAACGUCUAACAGAAAGCGGAGCCUGGCCGAGUGUUCGCGCACCUGCUAUUGCUCGUGUAGAUGCUGUAGAUAGAAUAUGAAGAAACUUAGAUGAUUUAACUAUCGAAAAUGAUAAUAUAAACAAAUCAUAUGAUUCUAGCAUUUACUCUGUAAUAGGUUCGUUAUAUUAUAUUGAAAGUAACGUGCUGCAUUAUUGUGGCAAUAAUAUAUUUUGCGGAUUGUUGA